Molecule: messenger RNA, 939 nt
Organism: Rotaria sp. Silwood1
Lineage: Eukaryota; Metazoa; Rotifera; Eurotatoria; Philodinida; Philodinidae
Source: the annotation of a GenBank genome assembly
AUGAAUUUAAAUAAUUUACCUGAUGAAGUUCUUUUUUACUCAAAUGAUCAAUUUUAUCAAUUUAUUGAAAGCUGCUUAGGUGCUGAUGAAAUGAAUUUAUUGAAAGUACAAUCAAUAAAAAAUAUUAGAACGUUAAUAAAAAUACCAGAUAUUUUUUCUGCUCUUACUAUUAAAUGUAAAGAACUUGCUGAUCUCAAAAGUCGUUUAUGUUUCGUUGAUGAAGAUAAUAAUAGUAUAAUUAUUAAAGCAGGUGUUAAAACGGACUUUGAUAAUUUAAUAGCCAUUCUGAAGGAGAAGGAUUACAAAUAUUUAAAAGGAACGAAAAAGUCAAAGUCAUCAUCUUCUUUUACCACAAACUCUCUUGUUUCGAAUACAUCUGUAUUAAAUACAACCAAUUCAAAUAUUAUCGAUUCACCUCUAAUAUCAACACCUACAACAGCAAUUAAUUUGACGUCAAUAAAUGAUUAUAUACAAGUGAUUGUUGAUAGUAUUGAAAAAUACUCAAUCAAUACUUUUGGCAAUAUUAUUUUAAAACAUGAUGAUGAUUAUAUGAUACACUUAAAUCAAUCAGAUACAUUUAUUGAUGGAUACAUUAAAUGUCGUUGUAAAUCAACAAUCAAACUUCCAUUUCGUUUAAAUACUAAAUCAUUUCAACUGUCACACUAUUUUAAACAUUUGAAGCAUAGUCUUUGUCCUAUGAUGAAAAAGAAAAGACAAGAAUUGAAGAAAAACAGUAAUUUAUCACACAAUAUUAAUCAAAAUAAUAUUCUUCCUAGCCUUGAAGAUGAAAUUAAUUUUGAUGAAGACAGUAUGGAUAGUUUAAAUGAAAAUUCACAAAUUACCACCAAUAAGCCAAUAUCAACCUAUUCUGAUUCUUCAAAGGAAAAGAGACCAACAUCAUCAUUAUUAUAUAGUACAAAAAGAACAAAAAUAUCUUAG